GUCACUUGUCCUAUAUAAAUUCCUGGACAUCUACCCUCAACAUAGUAUUAUCCAGCUUCUCAUGCAAUCAACUCAUACAGUCAUGCGUUCCCUGUCAGUGAUGGUGGUGUUGGCCGUGAUGGCGGGUGUGUGUUAUGGUGGACUAAUUGGUGGUCUUGGAGGCUAUGGUGGACAUGGUGGCUAUGGGGGCCUUAGUGGUCUUGGAGGUCUUGGCGGUCUUGGCGGUCUUGGUGGUCUUGGCGGUCUUGGUGGUAUUAGCGGCCUUGGUGGACAUGGCGGCUAUGGUGGAUCACAAGGUUUCGGUGGCUUGGGCGGCUAUGGUGGAGGAUUUAAUGGAGGAUAUGGUAGCCAAGGUGGACACACGUUUAUUCUGAGCAAAAGUCACGGGAGUCAUGGAGCAUUUGGCCAGGGAGGAGAACUAGGAUUUGGUAAAGGUGGUGGAUUCAACGAAUUUGGUAAAGGUGGUGGAUUCGGCGGAUUCGGCAAAGGUGGUCUUGGCCUGGGUUACGGGAAGUAGUACUUCUGGCCUCAUCUUGUCCUGACCACGUCUGGCCUCACCUUGCCCUGACCACGUCUGGCCUCACCUUGUCCUGACCACGUCUGGCCUCACCUUGUCCUGACCACGUCUGGCCUCACCUUGCCCUGACCACGUCUGGCCUCACCUUGUCCUGACCACGUCUGGCCUCACCUUGUCCUGACCACGUCUGGCCUCACCUUGUCCUGACCACGUCUGGCCUCACCUUGUCCUGACCACGUCCUGCUGUCUUCCUCAGUCCUCUUCAUUAUUACUGGAAUAAACUACCUGAACACUGA
This is a messenger RNA of Cherax quadricarinatus, 813 nucleotides long. RefSeq lists its product as uncharacterized. NCBI's taxonomy places the organism in Eukaryota, Metazoa, Arthropoda, Malacostraca, Decapoda, Parastacidae. The record is from RefSeq and is a predicted model, not a curated record.